Molecule: messenger RNA, 2784 nt
Organism: Aspergillus melleus
Lineage: Eukaryota; Fungi; Ascomycota; Eurotiomycetes; Eurotiales; Aspergillaceae
Gene: set2
Product: SET and WW domain protein
Exons: 4
Coding region: 1-2784 (927 amino acids)
Biological process (GO): regulation of DNA-templated transcription
Cellular component (GO): nucleus; chromatin; chromosome
Molecular function (GO): histone H3K36 methyltransferase activity; protein binding
Source: RefSeq, a predicted model, not a curated record
AUGUUACCCCAUGACUACGCGGACCGUCAGUCAGAAUCCGUAGCGGAUGGGGUGACCGCGAUGAAGCUGGAGCCCGACAGUGCCACCGAUGCUCCCACCUCGAAUGGCGGAGGCGCCGUGAUCAAGGAUGACCCCGAGAGGGCGUCCCAUUCACCACCCACGAUCGACCAGAACAAUGGGCCAACUGCGUUCGCCGUCAAAUCGCGAUCUUCCUCUCGCACUCCGAUCAAAAAAUAUGAGCAAUCUGAUGAACACGAACAAAGCCUCGAUGCUUCUGCCAUGGAGGAGAGAAUCGGGGGCGAUAUCACCGUCAAAUUGGAGCCCGGACAGCCUCCCAAGUUGACUCGCAGCUCGUCCCAGAAGGUUGUCCCGCGCCCGCCGCAGUUGUUCUCGCAUUUGCCGGAUAGCACCGCAGAAGCUCGGUCGACUUUUGAGUUGAUGGAAACUUGCACGUAUGCAAACAAAUAUAUGGGUUAUACGGAACAUGCGAUGGAAUGCGAUUGUGCUGAAGAAUGGGACUCAUCUAUCGGUCAAAAUUUGGCAUGUGGAGAGGACUCGGACUGUAUCAAUCGCGCAACCAAGAUCGAGUGCAUGGGAGAUUGUGGAUGUGGCCCGGAAUGUCAAAACCAGCGAUUUCAGCGCAGAGAGUACGCCCCUGUUGCUGUCAUCAAGACGGAGAAAAAAGGGUUUGGCCUGCGUGCCGAGGCGGACCUGCGACCGCAUCAGUUCAUCUUCGAGUAUGUGGGUGAAGUGAUCAACGAAGGCCCAUUUCGACGGCGUAUGAGACAGUACGACGAGGAGGGCAUUAAACACUUCUAUUUCAUGUCUCUGAGCAAGGGCGAAUUCGUCGACGCGACUAAAAAGGGUAACCUGGGCCGUUUUUGUAAUCACUCGUGCAAUCCCAACUGUUAUGUCGACAAGUGGGUCGUUGGAGAGAAGCUUCGCAUGGGCAUUUUCGCGGAACGGAGCAUUCAGGCGGGCGAGGAACUCGUCUUCAACUACAAUGUCGACCGCUACGGCGCUGACCCGCAACCCUGUUAUUGUGGCGAACCAAAUUGCACGGGCUUCAUCGGCGGGAGGACACAGACGGAACGUGCAACCAAAUUGUCGAAUGCGACGAUCGAAGCUUUGGGCAUUGACGAUGCGGAUGGAUGGGACACCGCGGUGGCCAAGCGACCACGCAAGAAGAAGAUGGGCGAGGAUGACGAAGAAUACGUGGACAGCGUGCAGCCCAAGUCCUUGGAUGAAAAUGGCGUUACAAAGGUCAUGGCGGCUCUGAUGCAGUGCAAGGAGAAGUGGAUCGCGGUCAAACUUCUGGGUCGCAUUCAACGCUGUGAUGACGAGCGGGUUCGCAAUCGUGUUGUCAAGAUGCACGGCUAUCAAAUUCUCAACUCGCAGCUGGCCAUGUGGAAGGAUGACACCAAUGUCGCGGUGCAGAUUUUGGACAUCCUUGAUGGGUUUCCUCGCUUGACCCGAAACAAAAUCAUCGACUCGAAAAUCGAGUCGACCAUCCAACCACUAACGAGCUGUGGCGAGGAGCGGGUCGAGAAGAAGGCAGCUACGCUUCUGCAGAGCUGGUCGACGCUCGAAAUCGGCUACCGCAUUCCGCGCAUGAAGAGAGAUCCAGCCGCCUUCGCACAUGCUGUCAAUCAGUUCGAGCGACGAGAGACGAACGCUCGUGAUGAGCGGCGACGGUCCAAAUCACGCUCCCGGUCAAGGUCGCGAUCAAUCGAGGCCCCCAGGGGGCCUGCCGCUCAGAAUCGCGGCGGCGCGCGGGCCUCGCACCAUCACGGACCCAGGCCAUUCCGGCGUCAAUUCAACCCGCUCCCUGCAGGUUGGUUUGCCGCCGAAUCGAAUGGACGGACGUAUUACUACUCGGCGCGUGGCGAUACCACCUGGACGCGCCCUACAGUACCGGCACCCCAACCCCCUCCGCCACCCAAAGAAUCGAGAGACAAGGCACUGCAAGAUAUCAUCGAUGGCAUCAUGAAUGCCAAGGAAAACACCCCGAAGGAGAAGACCGGCACACCAGUCACUCCGCAAACAUCCAAACCUACCCCGGAUAAAAAGGAAGGCCAGGAGAAGUGGAAGAACUACAGCGAAGAGAAGCGAAAGAAGCUCUAUGAAAACACGUUAUUCCCUCACGUCAAAUACGUUGUGGACAAGUUCAAGCACAAACUUCCGAAGGACGACCUGAAACGUUAUGCUAAAGAUGUGGCAAAAAAGCUGGUCAAUUCCGAUUUCAAGAACAACCGAGUGGAUGAUCCUACUAAGAUCGACGAAAAACAGCAGAAAAAGGUGAAGAAGUUUUGCAAGGAGUACUUCGACAAAGCCGUGGUGAAACACCGGGCUUACGAGAAGCGGAAAGCGGAAAAGCAUGCGCAAGGAACGGACUCGAAACCAGACGACACGCCCCAAGUCCCCAGUGACGACGAGGCAAUGGGGGAUGUCAAAAUGACCGACGACGAGGGCGAUAACGCCGAGGAGGAGACGCCCGCGAGCGUGGAAGAUCCCCAGGGGGGUCAGAAACGGAAGCGAUCCGGGUCCAACACCGGUGAGGGAAUUCCAGCAGACGAAGCCGCUUCGUCUUCUAAACGACAACGUUCUUCGACGCCUCCUCCCCCUCCGCCACCACCGCCGCCGCCGCCGCCGGAAGAGAGUAAUGAUGACAGCCCUCCCAACGACGGUGAAAACUCGACCGAGCAAACCCAGCCUAAUGGAGAUUACACGCCGGGCCUGAACGAGCUCGAGCGAGCGCAAAUCGGCAUCGAAGGGAGGGUAUAG